UAUCACGGAGGUUAUUAACCAAGUCAUUGGGCAGAGAUCGGCAUCAGUCGACAUUCUGAAAUAAGGGUCAUGUGCCAACUGCCGUCAAAACAGUAGUACGAAUUUUCACUUUACUGAUGAGCGCUUACUGGUUGAUUUAAAUUUUUAAUUUGAAGAGCAGAAACGUCUGGAUUGUUCACGAGACGGACUGGUAGCUAGCAGAAGAUCUUACAUGCAUCCGACAUCAUGCAGACUGAUCGGGAAUUUCUGUACGGUACCAACAUCACUGUGGAUGAUGACUGGCGUCCGAACUCCACCACCGUACCGACACAGGACGGCCACUUCACGCCGUGGUUUUUUAUUCGAGCCAUCCUCGGUCCGUCGGUCUUGCUUGUCACACUCAUCGGUAACCUACUAGUUAUCUACGUCUUUGCAACAACCAGGAAGCUCCGGACGUACACCAAUUACUACCUGGUGGGGCUGGCCGUGGCGGACCUCGUCAGCGGCGGCAUCACCCCCGCCCUGGAAAACGUAUCCUGGAUGCUGGAGAUGUGGCCCUUUGGUGAGGCGGUUUGUACAAUCAAUGUUUACAUCAACCAUCUUUUCAUCCAUGCUACCUUUCUGAUGACACUGACGAUAUGCGUGGAUAGGUACAGAGCCCUGACCAGGCCGCUGCGACACCUACGAGAGAAGACUAUCAAACAUGCCCUCUGGAUGAUCUCAUUCAGUUACGUGAUACCGUUCGUGAUCUGGACCCCGCUGGUCAUCAUCCUUCCGUACAGUGGCGUCACGGAGCGCGUUCUGCCGCCGGAGUGCAAUGGCUCCUAUGGCCAUCAUUUCCCCUUGCUGGUGUUCGCCAUUGCCGUCAUGUCCUGGAUUCCUAUGCUGGCUACCAUCACCCUCUACAUCUUUGUGUUCCGCGCAGUGCUUCGCGGAAGCCGAAACGAGGACCGUAAGACGCGAGACCUUUGCCGCGUCUCCAUGAACACAGUAGAGGGGAGAGCCCUGCGAGAAGCCCGGCAGAUAAAAAACGACAGCAGUUGGGAAAACGAGGACCGAUCAAAUGAGGACCAAGAAGCCGCGCAAAGCUCUACCGAUGAUCCAAGGCAGAAGCAAAUAACCACAAAGAUCCCAACAAUGUUGUCUACUUUAAUGUGCGGCAUCGAGAACAGAGGGUAUCAGUCAAACGAGCAAGAGAAUGGAACCGAACUCCGAGAGGUCAUUCAAACCAUCGACAGAGAAGUUAUCAACCCCGACCAGCCCGCCUACAAGUCGCACCGCCGGAGCUUUGGCAGGCGUCUGGCGAGUCUUCGAGCUACUCGCACUCUGACCUACAUCCUUGUGGUCAUGGUAGUAUCCGCCCUACCAUGGUCCAUCAUUGCCUUCUUGGCAGUUGUGAGUCCUCACAGCACCCCUGAAGUAGACAUAUUCAGGACCAUGUCCUGGUUGGUACAUCUGAGCAGUGCGGCCAACCCGUUUUGCUACGCCGCCAGUAACCCUCGCUUCAAGCGGGCGUUCCUACACGUGUUGUGUUGUGGUAGGCGAGGACGUUAGUUCACGACGAUACGGUGAUUCUGGUGAAUAACGGAAACUUCAGUUGAGAAAUGCUUGUGCCUGGGCUGGUGACCUGUUUUAUCGAAGAGGUUCGCAGUCUGAUUCGCCACGGCAUGUGUUAGCUGCGUCACCUUUUUCCGCGCCCGAUCCGGAAGACUUUUAUUUAACGAGACAUUGGCGGAGAUAUACCUUUUGUCCGUCGAUAUGCUUAACAUUGUAUGAACCAUAUCACGUUCCUCAAGAUUUUUCCAGGGUAUUGAUAAAAGUUAUUGCCGACACACAGGUGUGAGAUGGUGACAGCCCAAUAUUCCGAAGGUUCGAUAGUCCGAAGGUUCGAUAUAGUCCGAAGGUUC
Molecule: messenger RNA, 1886 nt
Organism: Patiria miniata (bat star)
Lineage: Eukaryota; Metazoa; Echinodermata; Asteroidea; Valvatida; Asterinidae
Product: muscarinic acetylcholine receptor M5-like
Exons: 2
Coding region: 226-1533 (435 amino acids)
Biological process (GO): adenylate cyclase-activating adrenergic receptor signaling pathway
Cellular component (GO): membrane
Molecular function (GO): G protein-coupled receptor activity; dopamine neurotransmitter receptor activity, coupled via Gi/Go
Source: RefSeq, a predicted model, not a curated record